UCUUACACUGGCGUGGAAAGCGGCAUUUGCUUUGGAAAUUUUACAAUUUUUUUUCAAUAACCAAACAAUACGUUAAUUGGCCGGCGCAGCGCGCAAAGAUCGGUAGAAGCCCGUUACAACCAUUAUCCAUAUAGCAAAAUAGUGAAAUGAAUGUUCCUCCUAGCGUUGGCAAUGGAGGAGCCCCACCGGGAAGGGGUAUGGGCUAUACGCCGCCUAGUGCAAUUGUGCCGCAAUUUCCGCCGCCUGGAUUCGCGGCACCACCCCCUCCAGAGAUUGCCGCCGCCUUUGGCGUGAUGGCCACUAGCACGGAAUGGACGGAGCACAAGGCGCCGGAUGGAAGGCCAUACUACUACAACCAGAACACCAAACAGAGUUCGUGGGAAAAGCCAGAGGCCCUGAUGACGCCCGCCGAGUUGCUGCACAACCAGUGCCCCUGGAAGGAAUACCGCUCGGACACUGGUAAGGUGUACUACCACAACGUGGCCAGUAAAGAGACCUGCUGGGAGCCGCCGCCGGAGUACGUGGAUAUGAAAGCCAAGGCAAAGGCUGAGGAAGCUGCUGCUGCAGCCAAGGCCGUCGCCGCCAUGACCUCAUCCAGCUUAGCGGGCAUGGUGCCCCAUGCUGCUCUGGCCAACAUCCUGCCCGCCGCACUUCCUGCUGCCCCCAGGAUUCCUACCCCUGAAAUUCAUUCGCCUCUAACGCCGAGCAGCAACGAGAACUCUUCCUCCGCAAUGGACCAAGCUAUGGCAGCCACCUUGGCGUCCAUAGAGGUGCCUCAACAGAAUGCUAAGAAGGAUGAUAAGCCAGAUAGCACUGUGGUAUUUAAGGACAAACGCGAGGCCAUCGAGUCAUUCAAGGAGCUACUGCGAGACCGGAAUGUGCCCUCGAACGCCAACUGGGAUCAGUGUGUGAAGAUCAUCUCCAAGGAUCCACGAUACGCGGCCUUCAAGAAUCUAAAUGAGCGAAAGCAAACUUUUAAUGCCUACAAGACACAAAAGAUCAAAGAUGAGCGAGAGGAGUCGCGCCUAAAGGCCAAAAAGGCUAAAGAGGACCUGGAGCAGUUCCUCAUGUCAAGCGACAAGAUGAACUCGCAGAUGAAGUAUUUCCGAUGUGAAGAGGUAUUUGCCGGAACCCGGACUUGGACAGUGGUUCCGGAACCGGAUCGCCGAGACAUUUACGAGGACUGUAUUUUUAACUUAGCCAAGCGUGAGAAGGAAGAGGCGCGGUUGUUAAAGAAGCGCAACAUGAAAGUUUUGGGCGAACUGCUGGAGUCAAUGACUUCGAUCAACCAUGCCACCACUUGGUCCGAGGCUCAGGUAAUGCUGCUGGACAACGCUGCAUUUAAAAACGAUGUUACUCUGUUGGGAAUGGACAAGGAGGAUGCCCUUAUCGUCUUCGAGGAACACAUUCGUACCCUGGAGAAGGAGGAGGACGAGGAACGCGAGCGGGAAAAGAAGCGAAUGAAGCGGCAGCAACGCAAAAACAGGGACUCCUUUCUUGCGCUCCUUGAUUCUCUGCACGAAGAGGGAAAACUCACCUCAAUGUCGCUUUGGGUUGAGCUGUAUCCUAUCAUAUCCGCAGAUUUGAGAUUCUCAGCCAUGCUUGGCCAGAACGGGUCUACUCCUCUAGAUCUCUUUAAGUUCUAUGUGGAAAACUUAAAAGCCCGCUUCCAUGACGAAAAAAAAAUAAUACGGGAGAUCCUCAAGGAAAAAGUAUUUGUUGUUCAGGCAAAAACGUCCUUCGAGGACUUUGCUACAGUUGUGUGUGAGGAUAAGCGAUCGGCCAGCCUUGAUGCGGGCAAUGUGAAGCUCACCUACAACUCCUUGCUGGAAAAGGCAGAGGCCAUAGAAAAGGAGCGUAUGAAGGAGGAAGUGCGCCGUUUAAGGAAAUUGGAAAAUGAAAUCAAGAACGAGUGGCUGGAGACCAACGUUUCAGUGGCCGAACCAUAUGAGAGUGCUAAGAAGCUAGUCGAGCACUUAGAAGCAUUUGCAUUGUACGAAAAGGAAAUCGGCGUGGAAAAGAUUUGGGAGGACUUUAUUAAGGAAAGCGAAGAUGCAUGCAGUCAUCAUCACUCUCGGUCACGGAAAUCGAAGAAAAAUAAGAAGCACAAAAAACGAAUUCGGUCCACGUCGAGAUCGGACAUCGAGAACGAGCAGGUUGAAAUAGAGAAAUCCAAGCGCAGGCGCUCCAAGUCACGAUCGCAUUCUCUGAGCUCAAUCGGUAGUAUCGAGAGCGAAAAACUACUAAAGAAGAAAAAGAAGCGCAAGAACAAACUCCGUGGCUCUUCCUGCGAAUCGGAAAUACCAGGCAAUCAGUCCCCGGGCACCCAAGCACUCCUGCAGAACGAUUCCAACUCACAUUCACCGGCCAAGAAAAAGAAAAAGGAGAAGCGAGCCAAGAAGGACAAAGAGGGCAAGCGCCACAACCGGCACAACCGAUCCGGCACUCCUCUUAGCCCUACUCAGUCCAUAGAGUCGGCAGGAUCUCGAAAUGAGGAACUGACGUUAAGUGAUGGGGAGCUCGAGUCAAAACGAGCCGCUCUGCUGGCUCAACUAAGCGAGCAGCUAGAUGAGUGACCAGGGGACGGCCGCUGAUCCUAAGUCAACAUAGACAGCGUGUGGCACACUUUAGCUACAGAUAAUUGCGGGUCAGGAGAAGCAGCUAAUCUUGGACUCAGUUGCUGGACAAGUUCUCCCCAGUCCUUGCCCCCAUUGCACUCCGCUUUGUUUGUUAAAGGCAUUCUGGAACCAGCAAAAUCCACACAGCAAACCCCUAAUGUAAUUUCUUAGUCGCAAUAAGUUUCAAUGUAUAAAUGAGAAUUAAAACUAACAAGUCAAAUUUAAGUUAUUACGCAAAUGAUUGUAUCAAAAUAAACGAAAAUUAUCGUAA
Drosophila eugracilis is the source of this 2889-nucleotide messenger RNA. RefSeq names its product pre-mRNA-processing factor 40 homolog A (gene Prp40). Gene Ontology annotation, cellular component: U1 snRNP; U2-type prespliceosome. Gene Ontology annotation, molecular function: RNA binding; protein binding. The transcript has 6 exons. Gene Ontology annotation, biological process: mRNA cis splicing, via spliceosome. Bases 147 to 2576 code for a protein of 809 amino acids. The record is from RefSeq and is a predicted model, not a curated record. NCBI's taxonomy places the organism in Eukaryota, Metazoa, Arthropoda, Insecta, Diptera, Drosophilidae.